Molecule: messenger RNA, 2151 nt
Organism: Bradysia coprophila
Lineage: Eukaryota; Metazoa; Arthropoda; Insecta; Diptera; Sciaridae
Gene: Nup75
Product: nuclear pore complex protein Nup75
Biological process (GO): protein import into nucleus; positive regulation of DNA-templated transcription; mRNA export from nucleus
Cellular component (GO): nuclear pore outer ring
Molecular function (GO): structural constituent of nuclear pore
Source: RefSeq, a predicted model, not a curated record
CAGUACUUACAUUCGCUGACAACACUGAUCUGACAUAACCACAAAAGCUCUGAUAUAAAAUAUCAUCAAACAACGAACGGUGUGAGGACUCUUGUUUUAAUUUUACUCGAUUAUUCGCGAUGGACAAGGAAAUAAUUCCAACUUAUUAUAUACCCGCCGACGAUUUGUGUAAUAGAGCCGGCAUUACCGCGAAAUGGAUUCACGAGGAUAAUCUUUCAGUUUCCGCCUACAGACACCUUACAUCAUCAUUUAAAGAUGGGCCAACCGAAUUCGCAAACGCCGACUCGGUCAAUAUUUAUCACCUGAAAACGAAUUUCAUAUUCAGCAAUCCGAUUCUUCGGAGUUUAAUAGCCGAAUCGAACAGUGUUUUUCUCAACAUCCAACAAGCGGCCAAGCAACAGACCAAACCGGAUUAUCUGAAAUUCUCUCGCACUUACCGAAGCAUUGUUCGUGCAUGUUUGAAAAAUCUCCAGGACGAAAUCAAUUCUGGGACGGAAGUCGACACUUCUGAAUUUGAGAACUACAUAACCAUUUUCUAUUCAGUUGAAUGUGUUUGGCAUCUCUGCGAAAUAUUAAUGAUUGAUCCAGCUCCGAUGAAUGUUGUGGUGCCACAUUUGCUCGACUGGGUGCGAUUCCAUUUUCCUUCGUACGAAAGUAAAGCCACGGAUUUGCUGUUCGCCGAUCGAGACGACAUUGAGGAAUCGAGUGCCGAUUUCUUGAAAACGGUCAAGGGCAUGAUCGCUCAAGGACAAGUGGAAGUGGCACGUACGUUGUUACGAUUGCAUUCAAGUGCAGAUAGUUCCAGUUUUCAAGUGGCCGGCGAAAUAUUACGUUCUAUGCCAAUAUUUAGUGUCACCGGUGGCCUGCCCCUGCAGAAAUUCAAAUCGAAAUGGCAGUACUGGGUGACGGAUACGGAAUCGAAAUUGGCGACGGGUUGUUUGUCUGCCGAACCGGAGCUGGAGGAAAUCAUUAAGCUUGUCAGUGGCAACCAGGAAGCGUGGAUCAAUAUUGCGAAGGAAUCACGAUGUUGGUAUGAAUUUCUUCCCGGAUAUUUGUUUUACACCGAACCGGGCUGUAAGUAUUUUGAAUUGGGCACGUAUGCUGGCGUUUGGUUGCGCCGAUGGGAAUCGGCUAAGGGUUUCCGAGACUCACGUACAAUGAACCAUUUGGAUCGAGUUGUUUUGAAAGUUAUGGAAAACGAUAUGCAUCAAGUCAUUCGUGACAUUCAAUUGAUGUGUGACAACAAGUGGUUCGUUACACACUUAACGGACUUGUUGUGCCAUUGCGGACAAUUACAAAUUUUGGGUGAUCAACAGAUGGACGUCACUGCAGCACUACGAGAGUCAUUGCUAUUCGAUUUUGGAGCUUGUCUGAUGGCAAGAGAUUCGCUGUGGUUAUUCGGAAUCGAUUAUUUGGAGCACAGUUCGGUUGAAGGUGUUGGUGCAAUAGAGCUAUUGCUGCCGAAAAUACCAAUAUCCAGUGAGAGACAAGCCAUGAAAAUAAUCGCAGUGGCUAAACGCAAAGGACUAAUCGAAGUUGAACAAGAAAUCUGUCGAGUACAAGCCGUUCGGUCAGUGGCAAACGAUCGGCUCGGAAAUGCACUCGAAUGGGCUAUUCGAUCACAUGACAGCAUCUUUGUUACGUCGAUCGCCGACAAAUUUUUGGAGAAUUAUGCAAAAACCAGCACCAUACUGUGUCCGGAUGUGAUCGGUAAUAUUGGACCGAAAAUGUUCAUAUCACCGCGUUUGGUCUUCUUGGUUAAAUAUUUUGAUUUUCACCAAUACUAUCGAUGUGGCGAAUUUCCUCAGGCAUCCGAACUACUGAUCAAUCUAUUAGAUUCGAAAAUCACACCGGAAUACUUUUGGCCGUCACUAUUAGCGGAUGCGAUUCCACUACUUGAAUCAAAAGAACAACACUUUUCGUCAAAGGAGACCCACAUCAUCCUACAUCAUUUGGAACAUCAGCUAAUUCCGCUGAUCGAAAAGAAGAAGCGAAUGGUUGAGUCUGGGAAAGCGACGGCGUUAAAUUUGCUGAACGAUUGCCGCAUUGAACAUGUCGAUGAAAUUGUUACAUUGUUACGACUGUCUUGUGCCAGGAAUUUAGCAAGAUCGUUGAUUAACGAAAAUACAAUUGUGUGAGUUUGAGCUCAAA